Stylophora pistillata is the source of this 3050-nucleotide messenger RNA. RefSeq names its product caspase-3. Lineage: Eukaryota; Metazoa; Cnidaria; Anthozoa; Scleractinia; Pocilloporidae. Gene Ontology annotation, molecular function: cysteine-type endopeptidase activity. The record is from RefSeq and is a predicted model, not a curated record. Gene Ontology annotation, biological process: proteolysis.
CCUGUCUUCCCUUCCGUCUACUUCCGUUUGACCGUGUAAGGACCUCAACGCUUCGUUUUCGGCUGCCAAAACCUUUCCUUUCAGCAUGUCGAAAUUCAACGUGAAUGUAAAAGAGUGUAAGGGCGCUGUCGUGGUUGGCGAUCAUGCGAAAUUGACCAUCGGGGCCACCGCCGGAAUACCACAGGAACAACAUGUCCCAAAGCAAGCAACGUCAACCAGAGCUCAUACACCUUGUCAAGAGACUGGGGAUGACAUCAUUUACCAAGCCAAGUCUGGUUAUGCGCUAGUAAUUAAUAAUUACAUCUUCCCCCAGAGGACGGAUGUUGAGCGCCAUGGGUCAGGAGAAGAUGUGAAAGGUCUCAAGAGUCUCUUUGAUGAUUUUAAUUUCACUACCAGGACUCACGACAACUUGAAACAAAGUGAAAUCUUAGAAUUACUAAGAGAAACAUCAGAGAAGGACUUUGGCAGAUAUGAUUGUUUUGUUUGCAUAAUCCUUAGCCAUGGUUUUGGAGAUGGAAUCUUUGGAACAGAUGAUGUUUUAAUUAAAAUUGAAGCAAUUACUUCCUUUUUUCGCCGAGAUGAGUGCCCAUCUCUUGAAGGAAAACCAAAGAUAUUUCUGAUCCAAGCUUGCCGUGGCAAUCAACAGGAUAGGGUACCUAUCCAGAGGGACAGUGAACCUAUUCCACUUGCAAGCUCAUCUCUGCCAGCUGAUGCUGAUUUUCUGAUCUGUUUUGCCUCUGCCCCUGGCCAUCAAAGCUACAGGCAGCCAGAGCUUGGUUCCUGGUUCAUUUCAACAGUUGUUGAAAUCUUCAAAGAUUACGCAGAAAGAGAACAUCUCAUGGAUAUGAUGUUGAGAGUCAACAACCGUGUUGCCAAUUUUUUCAGCAUAACAGGCCUAAAGCAAAUUCCUUGCCAAGUCUGCAUGUUGAGAAGGAAAGUGUUUUUCAAUCCUACUUAUAAAUAAAUACUUCAUUCAUGAACUCUUUGCAAUAAAUGUCGUCAUGUGAGUGAGUUUCAGGUUGUAGGGAUUUUGAACAAACUUAUUUGGAAAGGAGGUUGUCAGAUAUUUGUAACAAGCGUGGAACAAGGAAAAAUCUGGGUUCAUCAUUUGAAUUCAAACUAUGCUCAGUACCUGCUUUGUGAUGGUAGACUAGGCAGUCCUCUUCUGUUGACUGAAAUCUUCAAGGGAAAUUGAAGAAGGUUUGAGUUAUACAGUGAAAUUUAGGAUAAAAUUUUCUUAUAUUAUAGAGUGCAAGUGAAAAUAGAACAUCUAGAAGUAGCAGCAAUUAAGCUAAGCAAGGGAGCUCUGUGAACACACAACGUAUUGUGGUUGAUUGGAUCCUGUAUGCCUAUACAUCACUAUUGAAUCACAGUUGUUUUGUGCAGCGUGAAAAGAGGACAAGGGACAGAGAACCAUUCCAUGGUUCCAUAUAAAUUAAGCAUUUUUUAUAACUACAGUACAGUUUGUUUUGACUUUCAAUGAAUUGAAAGUCAUACAAUUGUUCAAGUCAUCAGUGGAGGGUGCAGUUGCAUAAAAAAAUUACUUCAUUAAGGGAAAUGAAGACUGGUUUGAAUUAGCAGUAGUAGGUUUGAGUGACAGAAAGUAAAAAGGCAGCUCGAGUAUGAGAUGAGUCCUCAGAAAAAUUGAUUUUGCCUCAGGUUAGCUCAAAGUUGGAAUUAGCGAAGAUUCAAAUUCAAACAGAAUCAAACCUAAUCUAGUUUAAACUGUUUUGACCUUGACCUGAAACUCAUUCUAAACUUAACAACCUGAAGCCUUUACAUCAAAAUUGUAACUUAUAAGAACACUGAUGAUGCUGCCGUAGUUAGGGUUUGGAAAAUGCACCUAAGCUUUUCAAAAGCUACUGAACUGUUUUAGCUUCAAUUAUGUGUAUGAUAUUGCAGAGCUUUUCAAAUGAUGCUGAACUGUUUUAGCUACAAUUAUGUGUAUGAUAAUGUUGAGUUUUUCAAAAGCAACUGAACUGUGUUAACUACAAUUAAUGUGUAUGAUAAUGUUGAAUAAUGAAAAUCAUUAUUAUAAUUAAUAGUAAAUGUAAGUUUAGUUUAGAAAUUAUCUUUAACCCCAAAGAGUGACCGGCAUGUAAUUUCUCCUUACAAUAUCACCCCUUGAAUCAAACAUUAAGGUCAGGAGUAUAAAGGAGAUGAUUACCAACUUAACAAGCUGAUGAUGCAGGGGUGGAUCCAGGAAUUUCUGAAAGGGGGGUACACCAUCGAAGUAAUCUUCAAUGCCAGUGGUGUUUAAGGCAAGUGAGGCCCUGUGCCUCUGGCGAGAUCUCUUAAUUAAAGGGGUGCAGUGCAAGUGAAACAACUUGGUAAAAGAAAGGAAUUUCUUUUAUUAUUUAGGAAGAAUCAAACAAAAUAACAAGAAACAAAUGCUGUCCAAGGGGGGGGGGGGUGGGUUGCAACCCCCUCAACCCCUUCCCUGGAUCUACCUAUGUGAUGGUAGUGUUUUGAUGUACCCAGUACCAUCUAUAUCCCAGAACUGAAAAACUGGUAGGAACAUAUGACAGACAGUGAAAAGAAUUGAAACCAGUCAGGAAAGCAAGACUGGGAGGGUCAAAGAACAAGUUAUUAGCAAACACUGUUACUUCAACAUUGAAGAUGAUUGAUUGUUAAUUCUCCCCUCUAGCUAUUACACAUUUCCCUGUAAAUUGGUUACAAGAAUUUUGUGUCAGAUCAAGAUAACUUUUACAUAUUAGGUUUGAGUAUUCUCACUACCUGUUUUUCAUAUAGAUUUAAUAGCAAGAAGUUAUAUGUCAAUCACCUCUGUAAGGGGAAGCACUGAUACAAAUCCAGAGAACGUUUGAACCAAAAGUAGAGACUUUUGUCUGGAUCAUUUAAUGCAUUGUCUUAACAUCAGACAUAGGGAAUAGAUUAUCAAUAAUAUCAAUAAUCUUGAAUGUUGUCCAGUAGUUACAUUUGUAUGUAUUUCCAUAAUAAUAUGUGGGUUCAAGUUAGCCCUGCACAUGUAACAAUCUCUUAGAAAUGCUAUGUUAAAAUUGAAAUUAAAAUUUUGACCUUGCAUGGCCUCA